Messenger RNA from Parathielavia appendiculata, 1265 nucleotides. RefSeq lists its product as uncharacterized. Gene Ontology annotation, cellular component: mitochondrion; membrane. The coding region runs from base 16 to 942 and encodes 308 amino acids. Lineage: Eukaryota; Fungi; Ascomycota; Sordariomycetes; Sordariales; Chaetomiaceae. The record is from RefSeq and is a predicted model, not a curated record. The transcript has 4 exons. Gene Ontology annotation, biological process: mitochondrion organization.
GCAGCAGCAGACAACAUGUCGAACCGCAACCCAUUUGAGGAAUAUGCCAACCGACUUCGGGCGCAGGUUGCCAGGACAGGCGGCCGUGGAGGCGGAUUUCCUGGUGGCUCACCGCGGGGCCUCGGCGGCGGCAUCGCUGGUCUCGCCCUUCUCGGUGGCGGCGCCCUGCUCUUCCAGAGCGCCCUCUUCAACGUCGAUGGUGGUCACAGAGCGAUCAAGUACAGGAGACUAAGCGGUGUCAGCAAGGAUAUCUACGGCGAAGGAACCCAUCUGGUCAUCCCAUGGUUCGAGACGCCGAUCAUUUACGAUGUGCGUGCGAAACCGAGGAAUGUCUCCUCCCUCACCGGCACCAAAGAUCUCCAGAUGGUCAACAUCACCUGCCGUGUGCUCUCGAAGCCCGAUGUUCAGGCGCUCCCGCAGAUCUACCGGACCCUCGGCCAGGACUACGACGAGCGCGUGCUUCCCUCAAUCGUCAACGAGGUGCUCAAGAGCGUCGUUGCACAGUUCAAUGCGAGCCAGUUGAUUACCCAGAGAGAAAUGGUGGCAAGGCUCGUGCGGGAGAACCUCUCACGGCGAGCCGCGCGCUUCAACAUCCUGCUCGAUGACGUGUCCCUGACGCAUCUCGCCUUCUCCCCCGAGUUCACAGCUGCCGUUGAGGCCAAGCAGGUCGCACAACAAGAGGCACAACGCGCCGCGUUCAUUGUCGACAAGGCCCGGCAGGAGAAGCAGGCCAUGGUGGUGAAGGCCCAGGGUGAGGCCCGGUCUGCCGAGCUCAUUGGCGAGGCUAUCAAGAAGAGCAAGGCAUACGUGGAGCUGAAGAAGCUGGAGAAUGCCCGUGCGAUUGCCGGGCUAAUGCAGGAGGCCGGCGGCAAGAACAGGUUGCUCCUCGAUUCGGAGGGGCUGGGUCUGAAUGUGUUUGAGGAUAGAAGAAGUAAGGAGUGAGGAGAGGUCAUGGGGGCCGACAAAUAAUCUCCGCUGUAUGUUAUGGGACGGGACGAUACAUCAGUCCCUGUGUAACAACAUGAUGAUCCUGAUCUCAGGCUUAGUCGCAGUGGCACGGUCAUUGAGGUGUGUAUGCCCCGGAUGGAGCGAGCAUUUCCAGACGCUAUUCACAAGGGGAGAAGCCUGUUGCCGCCUAGCCGUCAUGGACAACAAAGCGCCACACGACAGCUACAAAGAAAUUAUAAUGGAAUUGACGAGACAUAAACGUCCCAGGUUAGUUCCUGGGAAGCAUUUAGAUGUAAAUUUUGCAGCCGUUGUCAUUG